Molecule: messenger RNA, 651 nt
Organism: Dendronephthya gigantea
Lineage: Eukaryota; Metazoa; Cnidaria; Anthozoa; Malacalcyonacea; Nephtheidae
Product: protein max-like
Exons: 7
Coding region: 43-600 (185 amino acids)
Biological process (GO): positive regulation of transcription by RNA polymerase II
Cellular component (GO): RNA polymerase II transcription regulator complex
Molecular function (GO): DNA-binding transcription factor activity; protein dimerization activity
Source: RefSeq, a predicted model, not a curated record
UUUGGGAAGUUAACGUUUGUUUACGCGAAACAUUUCGAAGUCAUGUCUGACGAGGAAAAUAUAGACGUUGAAUCGGACGAGGAAGCGACAGAAGACCAACAACCGACCCAAUUUUUAACACAGGCAGACAAACGAGCACACCACAAUGCGUUGGAAAGAAAGAGACGAGAUCAUAUAAAAGACAGCUUUUGUCAUCUUCGAGAUUCUGUUCCUUCCCUUCACGGGGAAAAGGCAUCAAGAGCGCAAAUUCUGAACAAGGCAACAGACUACAUCAAUUACAUGAGAAGAAAAAACCACUCUCAUCAGACAGACAUUGAAGAUCUCAAGCAACAAAAUGUCAUGCUUGACCAACAAAUCCAUAACAUGGAAAAACAAACAAACAGCGGCCUUUUCAAUACAGACACAGCUACGGCAUUGAUUUCGACAACAGACACCUUGUUGAGCACAUCUCCACUCCCCAGUGAUUCCCUACUUGAACAGGAACACGAUUCCAACACACUCGUAGACCCUUUUGUAAAUAUUGAUGGCGUUGAUGGUCCCCAAAAUGCAGGAGAAUACACAACACCAAGGAAUGUUAUGGAUGACAGCUACAGGAUAUGAUUACUAUUUAUUUUUUCUUGGAAAUUGCACCAAUGUAAUAUAAGAUGUCAU